This is a messenger RNA of Lathyrus sativus (Indian pea), 540 nucleotides long. The record is from the annotation of a GenBank genome assembly. Lineage: Eukaryota; Viridiplantae; Streptophyta; Magnoliopsida; Fabales; Fabaceae.
AUGCCACAUACGAAUGUUACCGAAUCAAAAACAGAUUCGGUUUCUCUUGAAAACCGACCCGAAAUCCUCAUUAUCGGAUCCUCCACCGUCGGAAAACGCACCCUCCUUUCCCGGUUGUUAUCUGUUGAUUCUGAAGAUGCAUUUAAUUCGGCUUCUGAAGUAAAUGUUCACGGCUGGACUAUUAACACCAAAUACUAUACUACUGAUGUUGUUGUUUGGAUGGCUCAUCUUCAAGACGGGUUUUCUGUCGACAAUGUUCCUGGGUUCAAUCAAAUGACUGCUUUGGUGAUGGUCUUUGACAUGAAUGAUUUAUCUUCGCUAACUGCACUUCAAGGUUGGGUCUCACACACAGAUAUUCAAAACUUUGAGAUAUUAUUAUGUAUUGGACACAAAGUAGAUCUGGUUCCAGAUCAUCCGGCUCAUAUUGAACACAAAAGACGGUUGCUGAAACUCGAAGACUCUUCUGCGAAUGAAUUCUCUGAGUAUGGAAUAUCUGAAUAUGAAGGAACUAGUUUGUUAGGGAGUGAAGAACUGUCCUAG